This is a messenger RNA of Physella acuta, 2458 nucleotides long. RefSeq lists its product as uncharacterized. The record is from RefSeq and is a predicted model, not a curated record. Gene Ontology annotation, molecular function: protein binding. NCBI's taxonomy places the organism in Eukaryota, Metazoa, Mollusca, Gastropoda, Physidae.
UGUAGGCCUAAUAGAAUAUCUUGUUAUUCAAAUAUUCUUAUACAAGCAAUAUACCGGCCUUAUAGCUUACUGAUUACUAGAUCUAUAUAUUUAUUGUUCAGAUCUUAUAUCUCUUUGCUUAGUUAACAAGAAAAGGUUAAUUGUUAUCUUUAAUAUUUAUGAGUGUAUAGUGUAUGAUGCUUUGCAGAUUCUAAGUUUAAAUUCGAUAAUGGAUUUUGAAUAUGACAGUUCUCAAACUGUUCUGAAAAACACAGAAAAACUUCUGUUGGAUAAUAUUUUUUUGGAUUUUACUGUCAAGGUUGAUGACGUUUCCUUGCCAUGUCACCGUAUUUUUCUGGCAGCGUCGUCACAUUUCUUCAGAGCACUUUUAAUGACAGACAUGAAGGAGGCUAAAGAGGGUUGUGUAACGAUCAAUGGGAUUUCUCUUAACACAUUUCAACAUAUUUUAAAGUCAAUGUAUACUGGAAAGGUACCUUUGACGAAAGAUAAUUUUAUAGACAUCUGGUAUGCAGCAGAUCAACUACAGAUAGACUUUAUUGUUACACACUGUGAGGAUUUCGCUGCAAAGGCCAUUUCUGUUGAAAACAUUGAAAGCGUUGUGAGUACAGCUAAAGCUUUUAAAUCCGAAAAAGUGUUGAAUGCUUCAAAAUCUUUUAUGUUAAAUAACUUUGGCAUACUUAUGAACGACAAGCCUAUAAUGGAGCUCGAAGUUAAAGAUUUCAAUGAAUUGAUUGAUUCACGGGAUCUCAAAGUAGAAAACGAAGACUGGGUCAUGCAAACAGUGCUAAAGUGGGUGGAGUAUGUACCAGAAGAAAAAUACAGUGGUGAAAAAGAAGACAUUCUUACUGACAUAGAACAUAACACUUCAAAAGAAAAUAGUUCUAAUAAUGAAUCUGGUAAAAGUCUUAUUGCAGUCCAUAAACAAACGUUGAAUAAAAUAAGUCACAGAACUCAUGCCUUGACAACAUUAUUGAAGUCUGUGAGGACGUGUCUUGUGAGUACACCACUUCUGAAACAUCUGCUAAAUCAGCAAUUGAUAAUCAACAACAAAGAAGCUGAGCGUAUUUUAAUGGAUGCGGUUUUGUAUAAGACAACACAUUAUAACCACGGACAAUGGCGAACAAGUGCCAUACAUCGAGCCUGUAGUAUAUUGGAGCAUUACGGUAUUGUGUAUAUAAUAAAUAGUAAAUUUAAUUGUGUCUGUGCAUAUGAAGAUGAGCUUUACAAAUGUGUAAGCUGUAACGAUAUACCUCUGGACGUAACUUUAGUUGUGUUUGACUCUUAUCUGUACGCCAGUGGUGUUAAAGACGUAUCUCAAACAAACAGCUCUCUGUAUGUUUUUUGUAGAAACGUGUGGAACAAAAUCACUGAAAUACCAGGACGGCAGUUAAUUUUAGUGCCAUAUGAACAGUGUAUCUUUAUUCUUAGUAAAUGUUCUAGUGAAAUUUGUCAAUUAUACCCUAAAUGGGGUAAACCAAAAGUUAAAGAAUUUUCAAAGCUACCAGACACAAUAAAAGUACAACAUGCUACAACUUAUCAGAGGACGAUUCUGAUUUUCAGUUCUGUUACCGUCAAUAAUAAGGAGAAAACUGCAGUUCAUCAACUGGACAUUUUAACAAAAAAAUUAACAGAGUUAGAACAAUUGAAUGGACCAGCUGAACAGAUAAUAAGUUUCAGUGAUGACUACAAUAUUUACGUUUUACAAACUGUUGGAGAUUUGUGGGUUAUAAACUGUUUAGUUGAACCAGUCACAUUCAAAUUGUUGGGAAGGUUAUGGACUAUUAAGAGAAAGUUGUACGGUGCAUUGACAUACAAGAAACAGUUGACUAUCUUUGGCUCUGACCCCAACACAGAGUCGACUGAUCAAAAACGGCUGCGUUCGUUUAAAGAGUACUUUACCCACAUACAAUACUGGGGAAUCGAUAAACCAUGUUCAAAUUUUAUAGCAGCUACUCUACCGAAAGAUGGAAUGGUGCUUAUCUGAAAAUAAGUACAAUGUAAUAAUAUGAAUGGUUAUUGCAUUUUGGAAAGGGUUUGGGAGUGAGGUUAAGGUCUGUGCUUUUUUAGGGUAGACAAAGUUACUAGUUAUUUUUUUACGUUACAAAUGAUUAACAUUUUCACUUUGUUUAUAUUAGAACUGGAUACAUUUGGACUAAAAAAAAAAUAGCACAUUGAUCGGGUGGAAUUUAAGUAAAUAUUGCUUUUUUUGGGCGCAGCUGACCGUAAACCUACCCAUAUAUGAACAUUAUUUUAUUAGUGCUUCCAACAUAGGUAUAAUUAAAAAAAAAAUAAAGAUUAAAAUAUUCCAGGCUGUAAACUUGAAUAAUGUAAAACAAACAAAAUACUCGAUCAUUGAUACUUUCAACUGGUCAACAUUCAUAGGACAAAAAGAAUAUUAAUGGCAUUCUCAGAAUUUUACGUUAAAGAGAAUCCUCUACGUGUUGGGAUUAUUAGUUGG